This is a messenger RNA of Thlaspi arvense, 180 nucleotides long. The record is from the annotation of a GenBank genome assembly. NCBI's taxonomy places the organism in Eukaryota, Viridiplantae, Streptophyta, Magnoliopsida, Brassicales, Brassicaceae.
AUGGAGGCAAUGAAGAUGAUGGUUGUUUUCAUGAUCGUUGCCGUGGCUUUCUCAGCCGUAGGACAAGCGGCAGCUGCCACCGUGGAAGCUCCGGCUCCAAGCCCAACUUCUGAUGCUGCUAUGUUCGUACCGGCAUUGUUUGCAUCCGUCGUUGCUUUGGCUUCUGGUCUUCUGUUUUAA